Molecule: messenger RNA, 420 nt
Organism: Pyricularia grisea
Lineage: Eukaryota; Fungi; Ascomycota; Sordariomycetes; Magnaporthales; Pyriculariaceae
Exons: 2
Coding region: 1-420 (139 amino acids)
Source: RefSeq, a predicted model, not a curated record
AUGAAAGCAAGGACGAUCAUCGGUAUCCAUCGGUCUAGGGGGGCUGGAUCCGCCCUCGUUCCACUGCUGAUCGUUGGCGUCCUCCUCCUCGUGGGCCUCCCUGCGGCCGGUGACCAGGUCGACCUCGGACGGGUCCCACAUCUUUGUCUUUUUGUAAAACUUCCAAAAUGCAAUGUUGAGCAGGAAGAGCACCGUGCCGAUGUACUUGGUGAUGAAGGUGUCGACCUUGAAGACGGGGACAAAGGCGUCGUAGCCGUUGAAGAUGACGACGACGAUGGAGACGAAGAGCGAGUAGUAGGUGCCGUAGGGCUGCAGGAAGCCGACGUAGGGGAGGUCCGCGAGCGUGAUGCCCUGGGCCUUGAUGGCGGCGCGGAAGCGGAGGUGGGAGAUGAGGAUGGCGAUCCCUGGUGGGUUGCAUAG